Molecule: messenger RNA, 1673 nt
Organism: Entelurus aequoreus (snake pipefish)
Lineage: Eukaryota; Metazoa; Chordata; Actinopteri; Syngnathiformes; Syngnathidae
Product: class I histocompatibility antigen, F10 alpha chain-like
Exons: 5
Coding region: 189-1262 (357 amino acids)
Biological process (GO): immune response
Cellular component (GO): external side of plasma membrane
Source: RefSeq, a predicted model, not a curated record
UCGUCAUCCCUAAUAACAGUGACGCUGCAGAAUGCUGACUCCUCAUUGGCUCAGGUGGAGCAUUAUUAAAAGAGCCUCGACAUUUCCUGCUUCAUUUGUCCAAUUGCGAGUCAAGCGUGUGUUCGUCACUUUUGUCUUUCUCUGCGGGAUUAAAAGUGACAAACAUCUUUUUGUUUCGUGCUGACAUCAUGAACUUGUUUUUAUUCUUUCUUCUGGUCGUGCAAAUGCACAGCGUGACGCCUGUGAUUCACAUGCUGCAGUAUUUCCACACUACGACCUCUCAAGGUCCAAACUUCCCAGAGUGUGUGAUUGUUGGUUAUGUUGAUGGAGUUGAGAUUAGUUACUAUGACAGCAACAUCAGGAAAGCAGAAGCCAAACAGGACUGGAUGAACAAAAUCACAGCAGAGGAUCUAAACUACUGGCAGAUGGAAACAGAGAACUGUGUUGUUCAUGAGAUUACUGACAAACACAACCUUGAAGUUCUUGAGAAGCGUUUCAACCAAACUGGAGGUGUUCACACUUACCAGAGGAUGUAUGGAUGUGAAUGGAAUGAUGAGACUGAUGAAGUUAAAGGUUGGGAUCAGAAAGGUUAUGAAGGAGAAGAUUUCAUGUCGUUGGACAUGAAGACAUGGACAUGGACUGCAGCAAAACAACAAGCUUUCCCCACCAAACUCAAGAGGGACCAGGACAUACUUCUAAUAAACAACCUAAAGUAUUACUACACUGAGGAUUGUCCUUCUUACCUGAAGAAGUAUGUGAAGUAUGGCAAGGAGGUCCUAAUGAGAACAGAGCUUCCAGAGGUGUUCCUCCUCCAGAAGACGCCGUCCUCUCCGGUCACCUGCAUGGCGACAGGUUUCUACCCCGACCUCGCCGACCUGUUUUGGAGGAAAGACGGCGAGCAGAUGUUGGAGGACGUGGAGCACGGAGAGCUGCUCCCCAACCACGACGGAACCUUCCAGAUGUCGGUGGAGCUGAAAGUGGAGGUGACGGCCGACGUGGAGGGCAAGUACGAAUGUGUGUUCCAGCUGUCUGGCGUCGAGGAGGACUUGGUCACCAAGCUGGAGAGAAGAAGCAUCCUGAGCAACGCAAGCCAUGAAGACAACUUGAGCGUCGCCCUCGCUGCCACGGCGGCGGUCGUCGCUGUGGCGGCCGUCCUGGCGGCCAUCAUCACGGUCAUGGUCAGGCGUCACAGAAACAGACAAGGUGAGGGACACCAAUGUCCUCCGUCUUCUUCUUCUUCUUCUUCUCGGUCCAGGCCGUGAGUUGAUGCUUUCAUCCGGGCUGCAUGUUUUAGUUGCCUUCCAGCCAAACACUCAAAGAUCCACAGAGACAGAGCGCACACUCUCACAUAGAAACACGUGAGGAAAAAGUCCAUUUCACCUUGUUUCCCUUUCAUUUCAGCCCAGUACGAUCCAGCUCGUAAGUAAAACAUCUUUUCUUUGAGCCGCAAGAAACAAAGCCGUGGUGAAGCGUCACUAACAUGGAGGUUUGAGGUGGACCUUUGUUACAAGUUUAGCCUGAAAAUCCCAACUUUGGCUGACUCCUUCACAAUAAAACACCCUCCUGUGAGCACACGCAAUACAAAGUGUGGCAUAUCUCACGUUUGACAUGAGUCCUCAUGAUGAGGAUCAGCCAAACGAGACCUCAAGUGUGCUGACUCAUCAAGAAGGUAU